Messenger RNA from Venturia canescens, 7888 nucleotides. RefSeq names its product amontillado (gene amon). The transcript has 12 exons. The record is from RefSeq and is a predicted model, not a curated record. Gene Ontology annotation, molecular function: serine-type endopeptidase activity. The coding region runs from base 2061 to 4223 and encodes 720 amino acids. Gene Ontology annotation, cellular component: neuron projection; membrane. Gene Ontology annotation, biological process: peptide hormone processing. Lineage: Eukaryota; Metazoa; Arthropoda; Insecta; Hymenoptera; Ichneumonidae.
UUUUGAAUUUUUUUAUGUUUUUAGCAUGGUUUAGCAUGGCAACAUUGUAUCGCCUGUGCAAUAUAUCCUUAAGGAGAAUAUAUGCAUAUGCAUUAAUUGUGUUACUAAAAAGGCUCACGUACCGACUUGUUAAUUUUGUAAAUGAAUUUCUCCGCAAUAGUUUCGCUCGACGCUGUGCAGUAUUCGGAUUUUUUUUCGAGUUAUUUUCAAGCCCUAUGUUGGCGUACUUCGCUUGCCAUAUUGCAUACGAAAUUUUCAUUCGCACACAGUCUCUUAUCGAGAGAAUAUGCGAGUAGUCACCGCCCCCGCAAAACUACAGUCUUCUCUAUUAUAUUCCUUCGUCUCUGCAUAUAAUAACGCGAGAGCUUUUUGCACAGCCCCCAAGCCUCCGAGCUCUUGUGUUUCGUCAUUCGUCUAGUAGCAACAAUUGGCAUGCAUCGCACGAGACCAAAGACCGCGGCCUCAAUAAACAAUUUAGAGAGAUAAAGAAAGUAUACAGUUCUUUGGAAUAAACAAGAGUUUCGAUCACUUGGUAUUUGUGGAGAGUUAUUUAGGAUGGAAAUUAAAAAAAACUUAUCACGUUCAAACUGUCGUAUAGAAAAUGGAUUCAUCGAAUCGCGUUGCGAGUUUCAUAACCUCAAAAAUAUUCGUCGCCGUUUAUUUCAAACACAAAUUUUGUAUAAAUGAAUUCAAUCGAAUACUGGGAAUAUAAAAUCUCGGGAGUAAAUUGGAAAGGCAAUUCGUCGUUAACAAAAGAAUAUUUAUAUUUAAGAUAAAAAAUUUCGAGACACGGGAGAAGACGCAAAGAGGAAAAUCCGAGGAAGACAAAAAAAUGAAGCAUAUCAGACGAAAAUAAUGGAGAGACGAGUUUGCAUGUGAAGUUGAGAGUGGUAGAGAGUAAAAAGAAAAAUGUGCGGUCGAAGAAAAUCGAGAGGUAGGAAAGUCGUGGUAUAAUCGGCGGUCUCGUCUCGCAACGAUACGAAUAAUACAAGUGUACAUUGAGUCUUGUUGCGUUGUGUAUAAAUGAAAAAUAUUGGAGCGCCUGCGCAGUGGCCUCCCGCCGACCCCUCUUUUCCUCACCCUUCGUCCGCGAAUCAAUAUGGCAACAGCGGAUGACGUCACAUAGGACUUCUCUCGCUCGUGGUUUCAUCAUUGAACAUAGUUGUGGCACAAAACACAUUGAAAGAUAGUGGUAUUGAGCAACAAGCGCAGAAAGGAUAACAUUUGUACCCUUCCAGAUAUACGAAUAUAUGAUGGACUAUGAAUUAAAUAUCUUCGCACAAAAAAUUGCUGUAAAGAACUGAAAUCAGUCAUGAUACGUUUCGUCUACGAUCAAUCAUCUUUCAUAAUUGAUGUGCUAAUUAAUUAACUAUAACGGGGAUAAACAUGAUGUAAAAUAAAUAGAAAAAACCUACAAAUAAAAGUGAAUAAUUUGUAGUGUAACGUGAGACCGAAUGUUUAACUCCCGUUGACUAAUAACCUAUAUUUCCAUGAAUAUUCGAACGAUAGAAAAUAUGAAAAAAUUUGAAGAAUCUUAGAACAUUCCCACGAGCUGUUUAAUUAACGACUAUGAAUAUUUCACCGUCUUUAUUUAUUUUUUCGAUCACAACGGACGAACGCUGCUGAAUUCUUCAAUCCCUGAGCUUUUCACUUUCAUUCUGCGCUACUCAGAGUAAGAGGAAAAAAAGAAAUAACAAGUGGACACUUUGACCGUUGGCUUUGAAAAAUUGAAGCCUCUACAAAGUCUUUUUCGUUUAGCUAUUAAAAUUGAAGAGUCUUUUCGAUGCCGGACGACGAUAUAUAAUACAAAAGUUAAUCGUCGGUUGAACAGGGCUGACUAAACGUUUGUUUUUCUACUUAUUGGUUCAUUCACGAAUAAGAAAUAAGAAGUGGACGAGAAAUAAGAAAAGUGACGGGGAGGUACACAGAGGUUGAGACCAGGUGAUGGAAGUGGCUAGGUCGAAGGGUGGGGGUGAGGGGUGAAACGAGUCUUUGGUUGGGUUGGCCAGACUUAUACGAGGACUAGAGGGCUCCGUACGAUCAGUCGGUCGCGGACGAGCAUGGGGACAGCACGUGUGAUCGUUGACCGAAAACCGCGAAUUUUCAAGAACUCGUGCUCGGCAUUAUCGUAUACGAAAAGAGCAAGCAUUCACGACGUGGGUAACCCAAUAUUCGCCAAAGCUCCUAACGCAGCGGCCUUUUUCAAUUCCGUUAAACGCAAUAAUUUGGCAAAUACCGCGACUAAAAGUUUCCAUGACGAAAAACCGCGUAGACUUACUAAAAUGCAACAAAAAACAAGCCUCAAAGCUUUCGGCAUAUUCGUCGCUUUUGUACUUUUACAAGACGCGACGAAAUUCCAUUCCGGAGUUGAUGCCAAAUCGGAAAUAUUCACUAACGCGUUUCUCGUGAAGAUGAAAAAUCCAGCUAACAGAAUUCUCGCUGAUCACGUCGCUACCAGAAACGGAUUUGUUAAUCUCGGACCGGUGCUGGGCAGUCAGACGGAAUAUCACUUCGUGCACAAGGCUUUGCCGCAUGCGAGGAGUAAGAGGUCCGGACCGCACACGAGGAGGCUCAAAAUCGACCCUCUGGUGCACACAGCGGUCCAGCAGACUGGAUUCAAGAGAGUUAAACGCGGCUACAGACCCCUCAGUGUCGAUCAACUUAUACCACUUUACGAUGCGAAGAUUUCCAGAAGUCAGGAUCCCACGGAUCCUUAUUUUCAGUACCAAUGGUACCUUAAGAACACGGGACAAAAUGGGGGCAAGCCGAAGCUCGAUUUGAACGUUGAGGCUGCCUGGGCUCAGGGUGUCACGGGCAAGAAUGUUACGACAGCGAUAAUGGACGAUGGGGUCGACUACAUGCACGCAGAUCUCAAGUACAAUUACAAUGCCAGGGCUUCGUACGACUUCAGCAGCAACGAUCCUUACCCUUAUCCACGAUACACCGACGACUGGUUCAACAGUCACGGAACGAGAUGUGCUGGGGAAGUAGCAGCUGCACGUGACAACGGCGUUUGCGGCGUUGGGGUUGCAUACGAUUCCAAAAUCGCUGGUAUAAGGAUGCUGGAUCAACCUUACAUGACGGAUUUGAUUGAGGCCAACAGCAUGGGACACGAACCCGAUCUCAUUGACAUUUACAGCGCGUCUUGGGGACCAACGGACGACGGGAAAACUGUCGACGGUCCACGAAAUGCAACGAUGCGAGCUAUCGUUCGAGGAGUCAAUGAGGGUCGACGAGGCUUGGGAAACAUUUACGUGUGGGCAUCUGGUGAUGGCGGUGAAGAAGACGACUGUAAUUGCGAUGGUUAUGCAGCGAGUAUGUGGACGGUUAGCAUAAACAGUGCGAUCAACGACGGCCAAAACGCUCACUAUGACGAGAGCUGCUCGAGUACUCUCGCAUCGACGUUCAGUAAUGGGGCGAAGGACCCCAACACAGGUGUGGCGACCACGGAUCUGUACGGACAAUGCACGACGACCCACAGCGGUACAUCCGCCGCAGCACCAGAGGCAGCGGGCGUGUUUGCUCUGGCGCUCGAGGCAAAUCCUCAACUAACGUGGCGAGAUAUCCAGCACUUGACGGUACUGACGUCAAAGAGAAACUCACUUUUCGAUGCGAAAGGGCGUUUCCAUUGGACCAUGAACGGUGUUGGAUUGGAAUUCAAUCAUCUGUUCGGUUACGGUGUACUUGACGCUGGAGCGAUGGUAGCUCUUGCUAAGAAAUGGAAAACUGUACCACCGAGGUAUCACUGUCAGGCUGGUGCCGUAAUAGGAACCCACGAAAUACCAAGCGAACGAUCGAUUUUAUUAAAUAUAAAAACCGAUGCCUGCGCCAGCACUGAUUACGAAGUAAAUUAUCUCGAACACGUGCAAGCCGUUAUUUCCGUUAAUGCGUCGCGACGAGGCGAUCUUGAGCUUUUCCUUACCUCGCCCAUGGGCACAAGGUCUAUGAUACUCAGUCGAAGAGUCAACGACGAUGACAAUCGAGACGGAUUCACCAAAUGGCCAUUCAUGACGACCCACACCUGGGGCGAAUAUCCUCAGGGAACUUGGUUACUCGAGAUACGCUUCAAUUCGCAAAAACCUCAGCGUGGCUGGAUAAAAGAAUGGACUCUGAUGCUCCACGGUACGAAGGAACCACCGUACACCGGUCUACCAGCAGCGGAUCCUCACUCGAAGCUAGCGAUCGUAAAAAAAGCUCACGAAGAACGUUCGAGUGGUAUUUAAAACGAUUAGCAAUGAACCGAGGAAGGAAAAGUCACGAAAAUGGGGAAAAAAUGAAAAAAAAAAACGUAAGAUUGAAGGGUGAACCAUCGGAUUCAGAGGUCAUAAGGUUUUCGAAUGAUCUCGCGGUUCAACCAUAAAACUUAUAUCCCGGGACUUAAUCCUGUGGGAUGAAUGAUUCUCAAAAGAUUAUAAAAAUCUUCAGGCCUUUUGAUUAUUUUGCGCGCUGCAGUUUACCAAAGAAACAUACCAAAUAGGCGUCUGUGAGAUGAACGGUGCUGUGAAAAUUAACCAUUCGAAUAUCAAAUACUAAUUUAUCAUUCAUCAUUCCUUGACCAAAGAGAAAUUUAACAAAUUUUCUUUUUAUCUUUUAUCAAUUAUUUUGUGAGAACCAAUUUUUUGCGAGUGUUUUUCUUUUCACGUCUUAUUGAGGGCCCAAUGUGAUUCUGAAAAUUCUCCGAAAAGUUUGUUAUCAUUUCCGUCUCUUCGUUAAUGAACGAGAGGAAGGGAAACCUUACGUUAUACUUCAUAUCAUUGACGAAUAUAAUGAAGAAUCAGUAUCCCAAUGUCGAUGUGUCCUUAUUUUUUUGAGAUUUUUAAUGGAUUUGGAAUACUAGAGAAAUUAUUGAACUAGAACAGACAGAGUCCAUGUUUUUUUUUCCUUCCGAUGAUUCCGGGAAUAAAAUUGUUUCGUCACGACGAAAAAAGUAGCCGGAGGGAACUAGUGAAAAUGUUUCAAGCAAACCUUAUUCCCUGUGACAAUUUCAUACAGAUCUAAAGCCAAAAACGACGAAAGAAAAUUACAUAAAAAAAUCAAUCGAGGCUUCCGAUAAAUAGCAGUAGCAGCAGCGAACUCUCAUUUUUUGAAAUUUCUUUUCUACGAAAUCUUCUUUUUUACACGAUGACGAUUCUGUAGAUGGUGCGUAAAAUAAAUAAAUCAAUCUCAUAUAUCAUUGAAAUUGAGGAAAACAAGAAGAAACAGGAACAGAAUAAAAUAGAAAAAGAAUUUUAAAAAUCUACUAUAAACGCUCUUGUCCUUCGAUGUCUAUUAGUCCAAUGUAAUCGCACCAGCAGAGUUAUAAGAAUGAUGGAAGUGAUGAUAACGAUGGAACGGUAACGAUUGGCGAUUUUCGAAAUCCAAGCGGACGGUCCACUAUGCGUUAUUAAAUUUUUGUUUUAUUUCUUGUUAUCCAUUUGUAAGUAAUCUUUUGAAUCAAAACAGCAGAUUUGAGACUGGAACGAUGAUUGUCUAUAAAUGGCUGUUGAGCGACCCAGUCGAAAGCUACUGAAACAUUCGAAUUCUCAGUCCCAAAAGUUGAAACUGUCACAAACUGCUAUAGAGUCAGACAAAGACAUGGAAUUUUCUUAUUCCAACAAACAAUUUGUAAAAUGACAGAAAUAAGCAGAAAUGUUUGACAAAAGUGGGAAAGAUCGUGAUCAUUCCAAUUUUUGUCUCACAAACGUUAGGACAUACAGUCUUAAGCAAAUAUGGGGUUUCGGAGUUAAAAGUUGUAAUUCCACUCCAUUCUUGAGCUUCAUUUUUCUGAAUUGUUGACCACAUGGGCUUAAAGUUUGAGCUUCCAAGCCGCCAUUUUGUUGAUUUCGUUUUAAAACCUCGAAGGCCAGGUUCUCGGUUUGUUUCGUCAAAGUUUUGCGCCUCAACGACCAAUUCAAUCGCGAAGCUUCCAACGCGCGAGCGCAAAAUAUUCUCGUGACCCGGAUCGAUAAGCCAUACAUUCUUGUCACAAAAGUAUAACCGAUGAAAUCGUAUUAAAAGAUCAUUUGCGGGGCGUUCUUCAAGUUCAUUGAGGCGAGCAAGUAUACAUGUCAUUAUUUGUAAGAGGUCGCACUUUUGAGGAGAAAAUAUGCGAGCAGCGGAAUGCCUCGUUGCGAAUUAUGUCAAAAUUGCGAAUAUCUUUCUAGCGAUGAAUCCUCGACAUUGAAAAAGCUUGAUGCUCUUAAUUUUUUUUAAUGCGAGAAUGCAUAGAGAGAAAAUAACGACGAUGACGACGUCAAAGUAAAAGCUUUCCUGCGUGAAGCGAGGGAGAGGGAGAAGAAAAAGUUACUACAAAAGAGCUUUGAAAGCACGAGGAAAUGAAGGGAGGAGGGAAGAAGAAAGAUACGAAUUUAAAAACAAGCGAGAAGAAACGACCAAAAAACAAAACUUCCAUAUUUACAGAUGACAAUUGUAAUUGAUUUUUUUACAUUUAAUUCUUUCCCUUGAAAAUUUCGAUUUUAUUGAUCUCUCAAAUGAUCUCAUUAUUGAUUCGUAAUUAACUUCAUUGUUGUAAGUUCUAUUUAUUAUAUUUUAUCCAAUGUUGAUUUUCGUGGCUUAUUGUAAGUAAAAGAGUGUGGAACGAUGAUGAACAGAUAAUUCAUAAAUGGCGUAUGUUUACCACUGCGGUUAUAUCAGUAUUAGGACAAAAAAGACAUAAUUCUUGUAUGAUUCAUUGUGAUUCUAAUUGUGUAUGACACGUUGCUAUCGUUAACACUAAUGAAAAUCGUGUAUGUAUAUAUGUAGACAGAUGUAUCCACAUGUGUAUACAUAUAUAUGAAUAUAAAUAUUAUUUGAACUAAUUAAAGUUUGAACUAUAGAAAGAGUAUCAUUUUAAAAAACGUCUCUGAUCACUAUUACUGUCCAUUUUUUUUCUUUCAUCGCCAUCAUUGCGUCGUUAAAAUUUGGAGAACAUCCCAGGAUUUCAGUAGAGGCUGUCAAAUAUAAAAUUAUGAUUUCUCAAUAAGUUUCAUCUUGAAGCAAUUGAAUAUAAUUAAAAAACUGAAAAACCUCUAAAACUUGAAUUUUGAUUCGAAAAGAAAUCGAAGAUCGUGUCGAUCAAGGUCAAAUUUCGCUCGAGGGAGGAAAACAUUUCCAGUCUGACGUCGAACCUAAUUUACAGGAAGUAAUUUUUUUUUUAAUUUCUCGAACGAGAAUUAUAGAAAGUAAGAUUCUCGAUGUCAAAAAUUAAGGAGGUAUUGUGAUUUUAAAGAAGGCGACUCGUUGCUCUCUCAGUUGAAAUAUUUGCGUGCACGAAAAAUGAGACAUUAAUAGUUAUCAAAGGCACUACUAAAUAAACUAUAAGUACGAUAUAUCAGAGUGAAUAAUUCGUUGAUAUGAUGUAAAAGUUUCUAUAAUCGUUGGGUUAGAAAGGAUAAAAAGAUAAAUCAAGAAUAAAUAAAUAACAGGUUUACGGAAAGAGUUAACGAGGAGGAGAUCAAGAAUGAGAAACGAGAGAAACUGUCUUUCAGCUUCUGAAUUGUGGCACCCGAGUGCAGGGCUCGUACCGUAUGGAUCAAUUUUAAAUCGAAACACACACACACAUACAAAAUGACUAUUCUUGUUUUUUCUUUUUUAAUGAAUAUAUAAACGGUGCAAAAGAAAAUAUAUAUCAAGAAAAGGAAAUGACACACGAAGAAAAAUAAUUUUUAGUGUAGAUAUUUUAGAGGGGUGUAAUGAUCGACAUUUUUCGAAGGUUACACAUAUUCAUAUAUUUAAUUAUAUAAAUACAAAUACACAAACAUUUAUAUGUAUAUAUAUAGCUCUCUAUAUAUACAUAUACAGAAACAUAUACAGAUAAUCACAUAGUUGAAGUGGACAAAUUUAACCAUCUUAUUCUGUACGAUAUACGUGGGUGAAUAAAAUCUUUAUUUUUCGGCCUGCAUCGUUUUUA